AAAUCGAACACUUCCCUGCACUUCCCUAUUGUAAUCUGUGGUCAAACAAAUGUCAUUUUUCAGUCACUUGAGAGAAAUGUUUUUGGAUUUCGUCUCUGUAUUUGGAUUUCGCAAUAAAGUAAAACAAUAAUUUUGUUUUUUUUCUUAAUAUUAAAUUAGUCAUGAAAUAUGUUUCGUACAGUGAAAGCGACUUUUUUGCACAUCCUCUUGGUAGCUGUUACUGUGUCUUGCAGAAUACACAAAUUGCAUCUUACUGAUGAUGAGCGGCGGUAUGUGGAUCUCACAACGUUCGGGUUCUUCACGCGCGGUAUACUCGAGGUGCGCAUGGUGGACUUCAUGAUGCCCUCGGUGCCUGUUUAUGGCGAGUAUGGGUUCACAUUGGACCGGACCAUAAACGAUGCGAUCAGCCCGUACUUGGCGCAGGCGAACUCGGAUGUGUGCUUCCUGAAGAACGAUGUGGUCUCGCCGCAACACCCCGCCGUCGUGUUCUUCAAAAUGGACUUCAAUAAUUUAAUAUUAAACGUCACCUGCAAAGCGAAAAUCCUGCAUUUGUAUCAAAACAAAUCCGUGAUACCGCUCGCACCACCGGAGAACGAAGAAGAGAAGUGUUACACCAGCCCGCUGCCAAUCACCAAAGAGACUAGGAAUGGCUUCGACUACUACAAUACUAGUUUCGCGCUCUACGUGGCGACGAAGGAAGAGGAAGGCCUCUACAAUUUAUACUUCAACAAUUGUCCUCACACUAGUGAGGGUACCGCGCCCGCCGUCAAUAUGAUUAUAGAAAUAUACGAAAGCAACAACGGCAACUAUUUGUCCGCCGGCGACAUCCCCCUGCCUCUGUUCUACGCUGUGACGUCAAUGGUUUUCUUCUUCUGCGCUGUGCUGUGGACGUACAUUCUGAAGACCAGUCUACAGACGGUCUACCGCAUCCACAUCAUCAUGUGCAUCCUGGUCUACUUGAAAGCGUUGUCGCUCGCCUUCCACGGCAUCAACUAUCACUUCAUACAGAUCAGAGGCGAACACGUGACAGCCUGGGCGAUAUUGUACUACAUCACACAUUUGUUGAAGGGCGCGGUGCUGUUCGUGACGAUAGUGCUGGUGGGCACCGGGUGGAACUUCAUCAAACACAUACUCUCCGACCGCGACAAGAAGUUGUUCAUGAUCGUCAUACCGCUGCAGGUGUUGGCGAAUGUGGCUGAGAUCAUCCUGGCGGAGAGCGAGGAGGGCGCUGCGGAACACAAUGCGUGGCGCGACAUCUUCAUAUUGGUAGAACUGCUGUGCUGCGGCGCUGUGCUGUUCCCUGUUGUGUGGUCGAUACGUCACCUGCAAGACGCGUCGACGACCGACGGCAAGGCCGCGAUCAAUCUGCGCAAACUGAAGCUAUUCAAACAUUUCUACGUGAUGGUCGUAUGUUAUAUAUACUUCACGAGGUUCGUCGUGUCCAUUUUGGAGAUCACAGUGCCUUUCCAAUACUCUUGGAUGGACGAGAUGUUCCGCGAGAUGGCGACACUGGUGUUCUUCGUGAUGACCGGCUAUAAGUUCCGACCGGCCGCCGCCAACCCAUACUUUACACCCAACCACGUGGAUGAUGUCAAGCCUCAAGUUUUAUCGGACAUCGGCGUGCUGGAAGGCAUCACGAGGAUACCGAACCGCGGCGAGCGCAAGCGCGAAGACCUACAGCCUCUCAUGCAGGAAACUAAUUACAACUCUGAUUAGACGUGUCAUAGAUACUGUAGCUCUUGUAACGAUUACCUUCAUGAUAUUUUGUAAUCGAUUCACUCGAUUAUUAGCCGGUUCCUCCGAAUCUUUAAAUGCAACAGCUAUAUCUAAAGGUGUUCGAAUUUCCACAACACAUGCGUUAUAUAGGAAAAAGUAACAGUAACUUUCACUUACUUUAUUACGAAUGAAGGAACUGGCCUUUAGAAUAAUUCGAUUAGUACGUGUCCACACAGUCGCCCGACUCGUCCGAAGUUGGUGCGAGUAGUUCGAUAAGACUUAAGUUGGUAAUGUAGGUAUUUGGAAUGUUGGGCGAUUGUAUGGGAGCGUACAAUAAAAUUAAGCUGUCAAUCCAAUGCGUUUCAAUAUGGGACCGAUUUUCUUGUGAUAGAUACUGUAGAUUUUGUAUUUCCAUGCAAUCAUUCCUUCAUACAUUUUUCUGUUCGAUCUAAAAACUCUUCCAGGCUUCCAUCUUUCCUAACCUUAUGAGCAGUGUUUCGAACAUAUCUCCAAUAAAUAUACGUCGCAGUUCAUAAAAUAAUUAGUUUAAAAAAUAUGCCACAGAUCAUAAAAAUAGAUUCCAAACUUUAUCAGUGUUUGUCUUCAUGUUGAUGUACUGGAUGUUUAGAUUUGAUGUUCAAUAUUUAUUGGUAAAUUAAAUGGGCCUAGUUUGGGUAGCAUUCGUGAUAAAUGUCUAUAAUUGUACAUAUCUUUUGAAUGUCUAUUUAAUAAAUUAGAGAAUGUUGUGACCUUUUGACCUUUCACAUCAAACAUUUUGUGUCAUCCCUAUAUUUCUAAUACCAUUGGUCUGUUAGCUGUCUAAAUUAGUAAUUACUUUUUUCUGAUGACUUUUUUGUAUUCAAUAGUUCCCAUUAAGCAUUACAUAUCCAAAUAUAAUAGUUGUAUAAAUUUAGAUCUCAAGUUUGCCUCACAAUAAGACAGGUUUUGUGUUCAUAAUAUAAUAUGUAAUUCGAUUUUAUCAUAUGUUUACAGUUUUAAAAUAAAUCGCGUUGAUGUAAAUAUAAAUCAAUUUGAUAUUUCUUUUUCUAAAUGUAAAAACGUAAAUCAUAUCAAUAUAGUGUCAUGUUUAUGGAUUCAUAUAUUUCUUUUCAUAGACAGUCAUAGUUAAUACUGCAUAGUAACAUGUUUUCUCUACGCCUUCGGGUUGCUUUUUUAUAAGCCAAGUAGAUAAUGCAUAAAUCGUUAACAUCACGUUGGAUAUGGCUCGAAGGACCACUGAUCGACUUAGUAAUGUAAGGUUGUAUCGAAUUAAUUAUUGAUUCGAAUUAUAAUAUUGUUUUUUAUACUCCAUUUAAAUUCGCAUUUUUAUCUUUAGGUAUUUGUACAUGUAUUUGGUACUUAUUUUAAAAUGCAUAUGAACUAUUUUUUCUUAUUCAUUGACUGUCUAAGAGUGUGCCAACAUUUUUGGGUAAAGGCCAAAAUGUAACUAAACUUUUGAGGGUAAUGUUACAUCUAUUUCUCGAAGGGUCAACGUUACUUAACACCCUAGGUCAGGGAUAACAAACUAUUGGCACGUGUGUACAUCUGAAAAUAAUUUUGUUAUGCUAAUUACGGAUUUAAUUUGUUCAAAGUCGAUUAAUAAAUAUUUUUUUUUACAUGAGGUAAUAGAAAAACAUUAUGUGUUCAUGGCACAGAAACUUACAUUCUACGAGUUAUUUUUCGUCUUCGAUCUAAAUUACGAGAAAUAAUAAUUCAUAUGUAAAAUGCGUAAUUUUUCAAUUUGAUAACAUAAAUAUAUCAUCUAAGGAAAAUAAUAAAAGUCCUCCACAGAGUGUUUGCGUUUGUUGGUUCGAUAGUAAGCUUGUAUGGAGCGAGCGAUCUGCCUAGACAUGAAUAUAUUGUUUACUCAGGUACCUCUAAUGGCAAAGAGGGAUGGAUGCCAAUGCAUCAAAGCGACGCUUCGUCACCAAUCUUUCAAAUCGUUUUAUACUCGUAUACGUCACGUCGAUAAUCUAUGGUCAUUGCUUUUAUCAAAUGAACCAAUGAUAGUUAAUCGUAUAUUCAUACUGUAUUAUUUGAAAAUGAUAGAAUUUCCGUGUACCCUCAUAAUAAUUUUCUUACGAUAAAAUAUAAGAAUUAAAACAUUGAAAUCCAAUGGUAAUGCAACAAUUCUUGGCGCUCGCAUAAAUCUAUCGCAAUAGUCGACCUCUGUGGAAGGAUUGCGUCAACGUGUAACGCGAGAAUGUUUUCGUUUGACGUGCGGCGACCUUUGUGAAACGCAUUGUGGCCGAAAUGGGGUCUUUAACGCGUCAACCGUUCGUGUGGGUAGCCCUUUACGAAAUGUAUAUAUAUCACCUUCACAAUGUAGAGAUGUGAUCAAACUUGUUGAUUUUUAGGUAUAUUUUUGUAUAAGCUCAAAAGCGGUAUCUCAAAAAAAAUCAAAAUUGAUUUUUAUGUCGUCAGAUAGCUUAAAGAAAUGACCAUCCAACGAACUUACGUAAAUAACGGUAUCUUGUUUAGAAUUUGUGGAAAAAACCUUAAAAGAGGUUUCUCUAUUUCAGUUUUACAUACAAAUAUAUUUAUAAAACUUUGAUUAUCGCGAAAUAAGAUUUCUCUGACAUACCGCUUUUGCGCUUAGCACGGCAGAAUAAGGGUAUAAACGAUUGUAAAUCAUUUUGAAUUGAGGAUAAUAAGUCAGGACUAAGAGAUACGUGCAAAAAGCUAUGGAGUUCUCUUAUAAUAAAGGUGCGAAGUGUGCCAUUUGCGUGUUUGGUCUUCAAAUAGGGUACUUCGAAGAUAAUCACAUUGACUAAUUAUAAUUUUCUUUAAAUUUCCGCGAUGAAUGAAAUGAAGUGUCGGCGUGUAGAAAGUAUACGCGGACCCGUUAUUUUAUAUUACGAAUUAUGAAUGUAACGCAAUCGUCUUCCUUCUCGAUAUGUUUAUAUAAUCUCAAAAGUAUCAGUUUUGUUUUGUAUAUUAUUUUGAACGUUAUUAUGUGCUUUAUUUUUCCUCAGUUUUGGUACAUCAUAAUAAAGAAUAAGGUUUUUCGUACUAUUUAAUUUCACUCUAAAAUAUCAUACUAUUUUUUUAUGAUUGGACAAUAAAUUGUAUUUAUAGUUAUUGUAACACCAAUAGUUUUACAGUAGGGUUAUUGAAUGAUUUGUUGACGCGGUCAGAAAAUAGUCAAAAAACAGUUUGGCAUCCUUAAAAUAUAAUGGGUAUUGGGCAGCGCAAGUUUUCUGUUAGGCGGGCGCUAUACUCGUAAGUUUCGCUCAUUUUUACGUUAGUUAGUUCGUAAGUAACUUACGUAAGUAAAUCUUCAAUAGACACGCCCGCCUUUGAACGGCGAGAGAUGAUUCUGUACUAAUAUCAUUAUAUUUAUCAAAUUAUCCGAACAAGAAUUAUUUUGAAUUAAACGUAAAAAUAUAAAUUUAUGAUCUUAUGUUUGUAUUUAAUUGCUAUACUUCACUCAGCCGCACUUAUACAUUGUAAUGUAUACCUUGUACGGUUACGUAAAAUAACAUUAUUUAUAAUAUUGUAGAAUUACCUAAGAUCCUGUGUAUUCUAGAGUUUGUAAUGUCAAUGACUGUUCGCUUCACAUCCAUGCCGCAUGAAACAUGAAUAAAUAUCCUAAAUUAAGUAUGACUUGUGUUCGUAAUGAUGUAUAAAUUGUACAAAUAAUAAUUAAGAGUGAAUAAAAAUAAAUCGUGGAUAAUUAA
Messenger RNA from Manduca sexta (tobacco hornworm), 5396 nucleotides. RefSeq names its product protein GPR107. Gene Ontology annotation, cellular component: Golgi apparatus; membrane. Gene Ontology annotation, biological process: transport. The record is from RefSeq and is a predicted model, not a curated record. Lineage: Eukaryota; Metazoa; Arthropoda; Insecta; Lepidoptera; Sphingidae. The transcript has 12 exons. Bases 169 to 1716 code for a protein of 515 amino acids.